Molecule: messenger RNA, 801 nt
Organism: Moneuplotes crassus
Lineage: Eukaryota; Ciliophora; Spirotrichea; Euplotida; Euplotidae
Source: the annotation of a GenBank genome assembly
AUGCAGAACUUCAAUCAUUCAGACCAAGAAGACUUUUGGAAUUUGGACAGAGGAGCCUUUAUGGGAAUCUGUCCUACUAAUCAACAAUCAGAAAGUUUAUUUGAUGCCAUCAACUUCUUAGAUCCGAGCAAGGAUCUCGAAUAUUCAGGCUUAGAAGAAGCCGACCAGCCAGAAGAAGUAUCAAACUUUUUUAAGAAUCUUGGAAGCAUUAUGGAGGAAGAGAGAAAGGAGAUCUUUGGAAUUCAAGGUUCAGAAAGCUUGUCAUUAAACCAAUUUGAUAACUUUCUGCAACCAAAUAUGGAUCCAGUUGAGCCAAUUGACAAGAAACCCUCUCCAUCAACCCAAGAACUUCCAAAGAACCUGGAGAAACUUGAAGUUCCCGCUUGAAGAAAUUGGAUACGGUGGGGAAAGAAUGAAGAUAAACUACUUUUCCAUAAGAUCCACGGACUUGAAAAGAAAGGAGUACUCAGUUUGGAUGAAAUAAUCAAUCUCCCUUCUCGAGAGGUCAAGAAUGAUCCUUCUGUUCGUCAUCUCUGUUCAGUCUUCCAUUGGAGAACCCUCCCCAGAGAUCUAGUGAAAAGAAUUAAGAAGAGGAUGUCUGACUAUUUCUCCCAUCGAGAAAUUAAGUUGAUGAAGAGAAUUAUUAAGCAUCAGUACAAGUACCAGAACCUAGACUACGAGAAGAUCCUGUAUGAAUUCCCUGGCAAAACCCUCGCUAGAGUGACUGAAGUCGCAGACCUUGUUGUAAGGUGAAAGCAGGACAUGAAGUUGGACCUUAUAAACGCCAAUAACCAAGCUUAA